Molecule: messenger RNA, 1623 nt
Organism: Leptomonas pyrrhocoris
Lineage: Eukaryota; Euglenozoa; Kinetoplastea; Trypanosomatida; Trypanosomatidae
Product: putative mitochondrial succinyl-coa:3-ketoacid-coenzyme a transferase- like protein
Exons: 1
Coding region: 115-1623 (502 amino acids)
Biological process (GO): ketone body catabolic process
Molecular function (GO): succinyl-CoA:3-oxo-acid CoA-transferase activity
Source: RefSeq, a predicted model, not a curated record
AGCCCUCAUCGUAGCUCCACGAUUGGACACUUUCCCUCGUACUCCCCCCCCCUUCCUUAUCACCGCUCCCACAGUACUUUACGAGCCACUAUCCGUCUCUACGAAAGAACGAAGAUGCUGCGACGUAGCUUGAGGAGCUUUCGACCGGUCAUCGUGACCGCCACCGAAGCGCUGAAAGACGCUUCCGACGGCGUGACCAUUGCUCUGGGCGGCUUCGGCCUUUGCGGACUGGCCUUUGAGCUGCUCGGCGAACUCAACAGGAAGGGAACGAAAAACCUUACGUUGAUUGCGGGCACGACAGCAGGCCCCGAGGACGGCACUGGGCCACUGGCGCGCGACAAACAAAUCGGCAAGAUCAUUACCAGCUACGUGGGUGAGAACAAAGUGGUGCUGGACCACCUCCUCCAAGGAGACUUCGAGGUGGAGUUCUGCCCGCUGGGCUCGCUGACGGACCGUCUGCGUGCGGCUGGUGCUGGCGUGCCAGCCUUCUACACCCCGACCGGCUACGGAACUGCGGUAGCGGAGGGGCGACUCCCCACCCGUUUCAUCCCCGGGAAGACGAUGCACGCUGCCGCCUUCAGUCAGCCGCGCGAGACGCGCAACAUCAACGGGAAGUGGUGCACGCUGGAGAUGGCGCUGCCGGCUGACUACGGCUUCGUGCGUGCCUGGAAGGCGGACAAGCGCGGCAACCUUGUGUUCCGCGGCACGACGCAGAACUUUAACCUCAUUUGUGCGAAGGCGUCGAAGGUGUGCAUUGCCGAGGUGGAGGAGAUCGUGGAGUGCGGAGAGAUUGACCCGAGGGAGGUGCACCUGCCUGGCGUGUACGUGCACCGCCUCGUGAAGCCGGAGAAACUAAAGCGUGCGGCGGAGUUCGUCGUCACACGCAGCUCGGAUGGAAACGGCGCGAUUGCAGGUGGUAAGAAGUUGGAUGUCGUGAGUCGCCAGCGCAUCGCCCGCCGUGCCGCACUGGAGCUGAAGGAUGGCAUGAAUGUCAAUUUAGGCGUGGGUUUGCCAAACUUGGUGGCCAGUUACAUCCCUAAAGGUAUGGACGUCGUGUUGCAGGCGGAGAAUGGCCUGCUGGGUAUUGGACCUCAUCCGCUGCCGGAGGAGGUGGACCCAGAUAUCACGAACGCGGGUAAGCAGACGAUUACGAUGAUAAAAGACGGAGCGUCCUUAUUCGACUGCGCGGAGUCGUUUGCAAUGAUUCGCGGUGGCCACAUGGACCUCACGAUGCUGGGUGCGCUGGAGGUGUCUGCGAACGGCGACAUUGCCAGCUGGUACCUACCGGGAAAGUUUCUGCGUGGUAUGGGUGGUGCGAUGGACCUGGUCUCGAGUGGCUGCGGAACCAUUGCACUGAUGAAGCACACGGACAAUGAUGGUCGCUCGCGUGUACUGCAGGAAUGCAGGUCUGCGCUUACCGGCCGCGGCUGCGUCGAUAUGGUCAUCACCGAUCUUGCGGUGUUUGCUGUGAAGAAGGGCACCAGCGGCGUGAACUCUCUUGUCUUGACGGAGCUGGCGGAAGGCGUCACGCUGGAGGAGGUCAAGGCGAAGACGGAGGCCUCUUUCCACGUGUCGCCGGACCUGAAGACGAUGCCGCUGGCGCCGGCGUUGAGCGGACGUUGA